Zophobas morio is the source of this 1068-nucleotide messenger RNA. Its product is annotated as zinc finger Y-chromosomal protein 2-like. Gene Ontology annotation, cellular component: nucleus. The transcript is spliced from 4 exons. Bases 1 to 1068 code for a protein of 355 amino acids. Gene Ontology annotation, biological process: positive regulation of transcription by RNA polymerase II. NCBI's taxonomy places the organism in Eukaryota, Metazoa, Arthropoda, Insecta, Coleoptera, Tenebrionidae. The record is from RefSeq and is a predicted model, not a curated record.
AUGUGGAUCAUUGACGUGGUUACCAACAAUUCCACACCAAGCAUUAACUUUGAAAACUACUUGGGAGUGCUUUUCCUGUUACCACUGGGGAUUUUGCUGGGCAUAGUGGACAACAUGUCAACUCUGGAAUACUGUCAAGGAAUCACAACACGUUGGAGAUCUUCAUGGCAAAACGUUCACAACUGUAAACUAUGUCCCUAUUUUACAACUUCGCUUUUCUUUAUGGUGAACCACGUGAGACGACACCGUUCAUCUCUGGAGGAAUUUACUUGCGACAACGCCAAAAUUGAAGCUUAUUAUUGUAAAGACUGUGAUUAUAAGACGGAACUAACACUUUUGUUCAAACAACACAUUUAUAAACAUCACGGCCUUAAGAGAGAAUCUGAAAAGGUUUUUUCAAGUGAGGAUUUCCGCAUACAAACCUACGUUUGCCAACAAUGCGACUUUGAAACAAAUCUCUCGUUGAACUGGCUUCAGCACACUUUCACUUGCACGAGAAAUAAAGAAAAUCUUCAAAAUGUGAACUUUGCAAAAGAAAAGAUUACAAACAAUUCCGACUUUAAGCAAUCUGACGAAAUGCCUUGGUGUUAUUGUACUGAAUGUUCCUAUAAAACUAAACUCCAAAAAUAUUUGAAACGUCACAUUAAAAAUACCCAUUCGAACAAACGUCUCCACAUAGAUGAGGACGAUAUUGAAUGGCACAAGUGCCAAAAAUGUCCAUUCAAGACCAAAGCUAAAGCUAAUUUAAAGAAACACAUAAAAAACUUACACUUGAAGGACGAAGACGUUAAAUGGUACAAAUGCAAUGUGUGUUCUUUCAAAACUAAGCACAAAAAAUCCUUAAACGUACACGUAGGAAUAAAACAUCUAGAUGAAGAAAAAAUUAAAUGGUAUGAAUGUGCAAAUUGUCCAUACAGAGCUAAACUACCGUCGCAUUUAAGAAAUCAUGUGAUUUUUCAACAUUUGGAUCAAGAAAAAAUUAAGUGGUACGACUGUGCGAACUGUCCAUACAGAAAUUUAGGUAAGAAAAAUGCCAGUAUUCUUCCACAGUGCGAUAAAACGGUUUAA